Messenger RNA from Tuber aestivum (summer truffle), 2629 nucleotides. The record is from the annotation of a GenBank genome assembly. NCBI's taxonomy places the organism in Eukaryota, Fungi, Ascomycota, Pezizomycetes, Pezizales, Tuberaceae.
GCCUAACAAAUGUUGUCGCAAGCGGAAGAAACCUGAGAACCACUCCACGGAACCUCAACUCCUUCGGAUGAGACUCCUACCAAUAUCUGUUCUUUUUCUUUCCUGAGACAGAAGCCUUAGCUUGACCACCCGUUUCGCGAUGCCUCAGCUAUCGCGGUAUUAUUCCGUGAUUGUUCCGGUCACUAUUGUCGCCGCUUCACUUCUCACCUACCAGAUCUACCUAUCGACUAGAACUCCUAACAUCAAAAGGUUAAAACGGUCUAACGCUCGAAGGGUCUCCCGCAGAAAUCCCCGCCGUUUCGGUUCGGUCAAUGGCCUUGGCAGCAGCGAAGUUGGCGGGAUCGAUUCUGAGGGAAAUGUGCUCUCGGACGAACGCUUGCGUGAGGUGUUAGACCAGGAGACCAUCGAUAUCCCCGACUCUAUGGCAGAUACAUUGGUUGAGGCUGCUGUAGCCGCCCGGGAGGCUCGAGGGGCUGGCGGAGGUAUAGGACAGGACGAUCUUAGCGAGUAUAGCUACGCUCCCGAGCCUAAGGAGAACCAGAACCUACUAAACUUGCUCUAUCUUAUCGCGGAGGAGCAGUCGAAAAGGGAUUCAUACGUCCACCGAGGAGUUACUUGCAAUGCUUGUAAUUGCUUACCAAUUAGGGGCAUCAGGUAUCGCUGUGCGAAUUGUAUCGAUUUCGACCUUUGCGAGGCUUGCGAGGCCUUGGAUUCACAUCCGAAAACACACUUGUUCUACAAAGUCAGGAUACCCGCUCCAUUUCUUGGCAACCCGAGACAAGCGCAGACCCCAUGGUACCCGGGGAAGACUGGUUUAAUGUUACCAGGGCUCCCGGGCGACGUAAUCAGGAAGUUUGGGUCCGAGACAGGGUGUAAGACGAUCCAAUACCUGUCUAGGAUGUACACUAACUUGCAUUUUUGAAUAGUCGAACCACCAGAAGUUGAAGCUCUUUAUGAGCAAUUCAAGUGCCUCGCGGCUUCAGAAUACGUUUCGGAUCCUCUCAAUCUCGGUGGCGCUAUUUCUAGGCAAACAUUUGAUAAGUGCUUCGUCCCGAACACCCACGUGCGGCCUCCACCUCCCAACCUAAUUUACGACCGAAUGUUCGCUUUCUAUGAUACCAAUAACGACGGGUUGAUUGGUUUCGAAGAGUUUGUUCGCGGGUUGUCCACUCUUAACCACAAAAACCGUGCUGGUGAGAGGUUACGCCGAAUCUUCAAUGGAUAUGAUUUGGAUGGAGAUGGCUAUGUGGACCGUAAGGAUUUCUUAAGGAUGUUCCGGGCUUUCUACGCUCUAUCGAAGGACCUUGUCAAGGACAUGGUUGCGAGUAUGGAGGACGACCAUUUGGAAGCUAAUCAAGCAUCCAACGUACUAGUUGGUAGUCAACCAAUUAGUGCUGCGUUUGCCGGAAAUAUUCCUCCCGGGACAAGGAGGUCUGGGAAGGGCGGCGAUGACAUGGAAGAUGAGGAAGUAGACCGGGUCGUUCUUCCCAGUGGAGACGAUAGAGUUCAUGGCGCAGAGCGUUCUGAGUUUCAAACUAGGCGCGAACAGGGUGCGUGCUGCUAAACCGGCUGGUGGCAGAUUAUCCCUGAUACUAGGGGAGCAUAGUGCUGACGAUACUCUUCGCUAAAGAUGUACACGGUAACUCAGCAGAGUCCACAUCUCUUGUGCAGUCCCGUCGCCGCGAGGAGGAGCGUCGCCGUGCCUUUUUUCUCGAUUUACCCUCCUCCCCCCCGGGAUCUUCAGCCUCUGCGGGCCCUAGUCACCAAAUAUCGGACCCGGAAAAGGAUGUGGGAUCAGAGAUUCUUUACCAGAUUACCCAGCAGGGCUUAAACGAGCUACUUGAUCUGCUCUUUGCUGCAAAGGAGGAAUUGGCUCUUCAGGCCAGAGAAGAGCAGGACGAAGAUACCCCAGCCAAGAGGGAGAUUGAAGCGAGAGGCGGAGAAGGAAAACUAGAUUUUGAGGAAUUCGAAAAAAUUAUGAAAGCGAAGCGGGGUGUGGAUCUCGGCUUUGUGGGCACCUGGAUCGAUAUGGCCAAUUUUUAGGGAACCUAGCUUUUUUUAUCCGGAGUUGACUGGUUAUUCCUCAUUUCCUUUGCAUGGGCAAGGCGAACGGUCAGGUGAUUUUACAUGUAACUUUAUGAUUACUUCUUGGACGUUUGUGCAUAGUGUCGUACUAGUACUGGUUGUUUUCUUCUAAUCCUUUAGGGCAUUUAGGCUAUUGCCUUUUUCGACCCUCAUUCUGUAUGGCGCUGGCGGGAGAUGCUGUCGUUGUGGCAACCAAUAUUGGCGGAUAUUCCAACUUGCCUUGCGAUAACACCUGGUAUUCGAGAUUUUACCGUCCCCUCUGUAAAGGCUUUUCCAUUGGCCCUUGAGGUGUAUUCAUGGAGAGGGACCGGUAUGGUGACUCGCUUGAGGAAAUGUGUCCUGCGGAAUGACGAGCCAGUGUGCUUCCUAGAAGUGUCUGGGAGUCCGGUGAAUGGCUCUCUGCAAGACAAACCAUGACACUUUUUCCUGGACGUCAACCAAUCUCGGACAGGGCAAGUAAAAAGGGGAAAAAAAAAGUCGAAACCUCUCACUUAAGUUAAUAGUAUUCUUCAAGCGAUUAUAUUAUUUAUUAUUCCCCGAAUUC